GGAGCUGGACGGUACAACCGGUCGGACGGUCGGCAUCUCAGUACACAUGUCCCAGGAACGUCUGACACCUGUCGUGUCCGAACCCGCCGCCUUUUGUCCUCCGAUCACCUUUGGCGGAAAAAUCGCCUAUAAAAUCCUAUCCCGACAAGCGCACCAGUCAUACCUCUGUAGGUUUCCACAGAGAGCACAUCGACUGACUUGCCGCAGACUUCAACACGAACGUGACGAUAUGGAGAGAACAGACAGCCUUCCCCGCAGCGCUUCCUACUCCGGGUCCAGAGCCGAGUGGAUCGCCAAGAGGGCCGACGACUUCGACGCCAAGGCACGGUCGUUCCUGUGCGGGCGGUGCGGCCAUCAGGCGGCCUGGGUCUGCCUGGACCCCGUCUGUGUGUCCUACAACCGCGAGAGAGUCUUGUGCCUGUGCGACAACUGCGACAAGCUCUUCCAUCCGCCCACCAGCCCCGUCAUGCACAGCCACCGCCGUCUGGGAGUCGCCCUGUACGUCUCCAUGCUGAUGCUGCACCGCUACCAGAAGGUCAUCGGGGUCAUGAUGACGAGGUCUCCGAACCACAGCCGUCCGUCCACGCCCGUCUCCACCGACGAGAGUGAAAUCACCUCAUCGCAGUCACCGACAGCCUCCCGCCAGACCAGACCAGCUCGGUCCCCCGCCAGACCUUCGUCCUCCUCCCCGGUGUCUUCCCGCCCGGCCAGUCCCGACAGUACGGUGAACAUCAGGAAGAGACGGCGGUCUGGAGACGACACAUCUGAAGCCACCGCCAAGGUCAGCCGAACCGACACCGACCGGUCGGGACACUUCUGUCUAGCCGCCGACCUGAGACCCAUCCACGACUCGUACGGACGCAUCCUAGACCGACUGAGGCAGGACCGCUCGCUGUCCGUCUCUGAGGGCUGCAGACACGAACCCUUCGGCAAGCUGACCCUCAGAAACUACGCCGCCAUCGCCGAGCUGAGAAUUGUGGACUCGGACUUGUACACCUCCGCACUGCACAGCUACAUCCGGCGGGGAGACGGGAGCGGCACGCUGUCGGGGUUCGAGCGGGAGUGUCGUCAGGUGCUGUCCGGGCAUGUCCGACAGGUGUCCGUCAUGAGGGAGCGGAGAGAACUCUUGCCACGUUUCGACAAUUCCUCUUAGACAUUGUAACAUUGAUUUUUUGUAAUAUGUCACAUUGUAUGUAGAAAUGCUUUGUAUGUUCUAAAUUCGACUGCUGCCUACCAACGUUAGCAGAAAGUAAUUUGUUAAAAACUUGUAUUUAAAUGAUAUUUUUCAACAUCGUCUGUUAUAACAAAAGUCGGGACGAAAAUGUGUAGAAGUGAUCUCGGCUCAAAUAACAUGGCAAUAAUGAAGAUUUCAAUACCUUCCUUACGUGAAAUUCGUGUUUUCAAACACAUACAUUGCAACGUAUGAAGGGGAACCUUUUCUGUUACUAGAACAUGUACCAUGAACACUUACAGCCCAUAAUUGUUUGUUCUCCUUCACAUGUUUUGUCAUUGUCAGAAUAAAACAAUUGACAGUUGAUAUUCUUUUGUGCUUGCUUCUGUUGUGAUCAAAUGAUAUAAUUGUUUGGUGCCUAGGCCAUAUAUGGAAAGUACCAAAAUAGUUAACUCAACUAUAACAACAGUAAUCAUCAUAUCAUAUAUCAGCUUCUGAAUGAAUUUUAUUAUCAUUUCAAAAUUAGAUUAAAACGUCACAUAGAAGGUGUAACACAGCCUGACUACAUAUCGCUCCCAGUUAGUCCCUGGCAGCAGGAGAUUGUGUAACACAAGCAAGUAGUAACCAAUGACAUUCACUACAUAGGUUGACCUUUUAAUAAGUAUGCUAUCUUACAGCAGUUUCAUUGUAAAUUUUCAACAGAGGUUGCCCAUUCCUGGGAAGGGGAAACAGUAGAUCUGUUCAUGCUGUCAUUUUGGCUCAUAUACACAAGGCAAGCAAAACUUUCCUGUAACAAUAUUCAUUUGAAUUGACACAACUCUAAAAUUGUCUGUACAAGAUGUAGCUGGUAACAUGUCUUAAAGAAACAUCAUUAUAAUUGCUAUAUAUACUGCUAUCCAAUGGAGUAAUCAACCUGACAGUUUAUAGUCACAGAAGAUGCAGAAUUAAUACUCAAUGGAAGAAGGCUACAUAACAUGAAUCAAGGCACAUGCUAAUUGGUAUUUCAUAAACAUUAUACAUUCACAGACUCACAAGUGUGGAUGGCAUGAGGGUGACCACACUGUUAGUAGCUUGCUUCACAGCCUUCCAUGAGUGCUGGCUGUUAUUGUUAGGGGAGCGCUGAUUCUCGAUUUUCAACAUACCGGCCAGGGUCUUGUGCUGGGAAGGUUUUGUUUGCACCCACUAUUCAGUACUCCCCCUACAAUAAUUGACAGCAAACAUGGGUGGCCGCAAAGGAGGUUACCAUUGGAUGGAAACUAAGAAUUGUGUACCAGUAAGAAAAAGUGUAAUCCUUUUGAAAUGAUGUUUUGAAAGUUACUUGACACGUUGGCCAUUCUCAACCCUUAGAAAAAAAUAAAUGUAGCACGCUGUAGUAUGAGUUGGCAGCCAGAUGAUUUCAGCAUCAAUAAUUGGGUAUGCCUGAUGGGCAUUUUCCUAUGAGAAAAACAUGAUGAACAUGCAUACUGAGAAUUCAACAUGAUAAUCCUUCUCCCUGAUAAUGUACUAGUGUCUACAAAAAAACAUUGGCAAUCUUACAUGUGCUGUUGGGUUUUGGUUACAUAUCAAAGUCUGGGUAUUGUACAGUUGUACUGGCAAUGGCAUGGAGUUAGUUCUCAUUAGUGGAUGAAUGCAAGGUGGGAAAUUUUAUUGCUUUACUUCAUCACUAUGUGACACAUUACACUUAGAUGAAGAAAAAACACCAAUUUUGAAUACAGACAAUGCUAUCUACACAGUAGUAAGAGAGAGCUGAAAAUUUCUCAUGUAACAGCCUCAUGUUUUGUAAUUGAUAAAAGUAAACAAGGUUAGUGUCUGUAAUUUCCAACGUAUUGGUUGAGGGAACAUCGAGCCUCUACAAAUAGUAGAGUCUAUCUUCAAAGGUCAUUAUGAAAACAACUUAAAGAUAUCAAUUGCAGAGUCUACAUUUUGGAGAAAGCAUGGUCAAGCAUAAGGCUUUUUCUUUUUUUAGAUUAUCCCUAUACAUUUCAUGUUGUAAAGCUGAAGCUCAUUUCUACAAAGAAAUUUGCAGGUAGAAGAAGAAUUCUUCACGGCUUCCUCUCCCUUCAUUUCCAGCCCUAAAUGAGAGUACCCUUCCACUGUAUAUUGUUUGUGACUUGUUCCUAUGCACUGGGAGCCUUCCUAUUAUGGAAAGUGCAUGGCAGAGUAGAACAAGAUCCAGGUUACC
Messenger RNA from Branchiostoma floridae (Florida lancelet), 3353 nucleotides. RefSeq lists its product as uncharacterized. The record is from RefSeq and is a predicted model, not a curated record. NCBI's taxonomy places the organism in Eukaryota, Metazoa, Chordata, Leptocardii, Amphioxiformes, Branchiostomatidae. The transcript is spliced from 2 exons. Bases 47 to 1153 code for a protein of 368 amino acids.